Molecule: messenger RNA, 1923 nt
Organism: Nerophis ophidion (straightnose pipefish)
Lineage: Eukaryota; Metazoa; Chordata; Actinopteri; Syngnathiformes; Syngnathidae
Product: RNA-binding protein 4.1-like
Exons: 5
Coding region: 226-1272 (348 amino acids)
Biological process (GO): mRNA splicing, via spliceosome
Cellular component (GO): nuclear speck
Molecular function (GO): mRNA binding
Source: RefSeq, a predicted model, not a curated record
ACAUUCAUCUGCCAAUAAGAUUCAUACUUCUGAUGUAAACGUCAGUGUCCGCCAUUGUGGUGCGGCUUCCAUUUCCCUCAGAUUCUCCUCGUCGUCGGUGCGUGCUGUCGAAGCAACUAGAAAUUUCGGUGGGUUUUAGCUGUUGUCGACUCCCCUGAGACACUGCGCGUCAAGACACCCGUGGACGUACACCUCUGACUAUCAGGUCAAAAGUGCAAAGCAACAAUGGUGAAGAUAUUUAUCGGAAACCUGGCAGAGGAGACUACCAGGCAUGAAAUUGAAGCCCUCUUUACUCCGUACGGAAAAUUGACUGAAUGUGCCAAGUACAAAAACUAUGCCUUUGUACACAUGGAUGACCGCAAGGCAGCGACCAAAGCCAUCCGUGAGCUCCACCUCCGUAAACUCAACGGCAGGCCCAUGAAUGUGGAGCCCAGCAAAGGGAACAGCCAGGGUCCGGUCAAGCUUCACAUCUCCAAUGUAGAAAGGGGCUUCGAGAAAGAGUUACAAGCGCUCUUUGAAGAGUAUGGCACCGUAUCAGAGUGUGCCAUUGUGAAGAAUUUUGCAUUUAUUCACAUGACCAAUUCUGAUGAGGCCAUGGAUGCCAUUAAAGGUCUGGAUAACACAUUGUUUCAAGGAAAUUAUAUCCAUGUUCAACUGUCAAAAAGCAAACCUGCAUGGGCUCAAGAAGAGGAGGACUAUCCGCCACCACCUGGCAGAGGAGGCUAUUUCCCCCCUCCUCCUCCUCCUCGCUUUCAUCCAGAGCCUCCCUAUGGCGAACGCAUGUCUGCUUACCCACCUCCACCUCCCCCACCACAACCUCCUAGACGACCCAUGUAUCCAGACCGUGGUUAUGGCGAGCGAGAAGGCUAUAGUGUGGUGGAUUACUAUGAGAAAUUCAGAGCCCGUCCUUAUGGCGCCCCAGGUUAUGAAGACAGGCGCUCUGGCACCAUCCCUCCGCCACCGCCCCCCCCACCUUCAGGAAUGGGUAGGGAGCGUGUUGCAAUGAGCUCGCAUGAUCCGUAUGACCGGCGGCCUAUUCCCCCUCCUGCUAUGCCCUACAUGACCCGGGACCGCAGCCCCAUCCGACGAGCUCCGCCUCCUCCAGCUCCCCCCGCUCCGGUGGCUGGCAACGGGUACCCCUAUGAGCGCACCCGUUUCUCCCCGCAGACCAAACCUCAGGGAUAUGCACCCCCUUACGCCAGGCCCAACUAUGCGCAAGGCGGUCACCCUCCUCCGCAACCCAACUAUGGCGCCUACCAGGCCCAUGGUUAAAACAAAGGUUUAGAAUAUGAUGAACGCCGUCUGCUGAUGCGCAUGGUGCUAUACGCUCCCCCUUGUGUAUGGUGGAUUGCGUUGCGUUCGCCGGAGACUUACAGGAAGAUACUGUAUUGCGGACGGUGCCGUUCUUAAAAACAAAACCUGCGAUUCUUUGUUGCAUUUACGUAUAUCUCUGAGCUGUCAAUGCUUUUUCUGUUCUUCUGUUUUUCACUUUUCAAACUCGUGGAUUGUUGGGUUUCAGUGCUUAGUUUAGCAAGUGUGGCACGCUACUUUUACCUCUUAAAUGUUGGUAGAAAGACAUUAUUCAAAUUGAAAUACAUCCAGUCUUUGAACAGAAAUAUUGUAGCUAUUGUGUAGACUGAUUUUUUUAUAUUUUACCCAUAAAAAUCACGUAAAAAAAAAAAAAAAGACUUCAGCAAAUGUGUCUAUUCAACUUGUGUCGCUAAGACAGACAUAAAUCGAAGCUCUUUUUUCCGACCUGUACGCCUGUAAAGUCAAAAUUAUAGCAUUGAUUUCCCCUCCCUUCUUUACUUUGUUAGUCUAUUUCUCAGUUUAUACAGCAGAGUUAUGUAUGCUUUCAUUUAAAAGUUGCCCCCCAUUCCCCCAUUUUAAGUUUUUAAUAAACAGAUGAAACACAAAACGAAA